AAAUGAAAGUAUUAGAACAUGUACGCCUGUCUUUACACAUGCUUUUACCUUGCAUUAUCUUGAUUCACUUAUCUUGUACCCACACCGCGAAUAUGUGUAGUCGCUUUGCGCAUUCCGUGGAAGUCGGUCGUGAAUCUCUGGAUUGUUAAUUUUUUUUGUGUAUUUUAAACGUGAAUGUUGUGGUAACGGUAAGACGGUUACCGGAACGCAUCAACCUUUAGAAACUAUCGCGGUGAUGUGCAAGUGGUAAAUUAAUUUGCUAGUAAAAUUAAUUUCUACCAACAAAUAAACAAGGUAUCUGAAAUGCCGCGUCUGGAGCAAUCACCACCGGAGGAUUUCCGUCGAGUGUUGCGCGAGAAAGCGCUAAACCACAGCCUGUUCUACUUGAAACUGGGCGCGGGGCUCGGUCCAGAACACGCGCGCGAGAUGCAGGCGCCGCCGAACGCGCCGCGGAAGGCAGACAGUGCGGUGGCGCGCGCGCCGCUGACCGGCCGCCUCGCUCGUCCAGCCCGAGUCACACAGCCGCGCGUCUCCGAGCUGUUGCGCCGCUUCGAACCCGCGCCGAUGCAGUACCUGCGCCCGCCGCGCGCACCCUCCCCGUCCGAAGACAUCUCCUCCUCUGAUGACGACGACCGUGCCGCCGUCAGGCGCCGCAGCCGCGACCUCAGCGACGACUCUGCCGUCGAGUUGGAGACCCGUUUGAGAAGGCAUUCCCACCCGAGAGAUAUAACGCCCCCUCCGGACACCAUGUCGCCCAGGAGGGAGAGGACUCUCAUCGAGGCUCACGUGGUAGAACUCGGCCGGCGGGGCAGCGAGGGCUGCGAGACCAGGGGUCGCACAGUUAGAACUCCCAGUGUGGUGGUGAGCGACUACUCGGACGGAGUGGCAGUGGGUGCGACGGAAGAGGAGGUGAAUUGGUUGCGGUCCAGGUCUUUAUCAGCGGACUCCGCGUGCUCCUCCUGCUCUACGCUCUCCAGCCGCGAGGAUGACGAGUUCGAUUCCCCGACGAUGCCAAAAAAGCAAUCGGAAAGAUGGCGUAAACUAAGAAACAUAGUUCAAUGGACGCCAUUCUUCCAAACAUACAAGAAGCAGAGGUAUCCUUGGAUUCAGCUCGCUGGUCACCAGGGGAACUUUAAGGCUGGCCCUGAUCAGGGGACGAUAUUGAAGAAGCUGAGUCAACAGGAGGAGAAGUGUUUUAAGUUGCUGAUGAAAGACAUCCUUCGACCAUUCGUACCUGAGUACAAAGGACAAGUCACGUGUGAAGAUGGAGAAUUGUACCUACAACUACAAGACCUGUUGAGUGACUUCGACAGUCCCUGCGUAAUGGACUGCAAGAUCGGAGUUAGAACGUAUCUGGAAGAGGAACUUGCCAAAGCCAAGGAGAAGACUAAGCUAAGAAAAGACAUGUACGAGAAAAUGAUUCAGAUAGAUCCCAAAGCGCCGACUGAAGAAGAACACAGGAGUAAGGGAGUGACGAAGCCCAGGUACAUGAUCUGGCGGGAGACAAUCAGUUCAACGGCGACUUUGGGCUUCAGGAUAGACGGAGUCAAGAAAGCAGAUGGAACCAGCUCCAAAGAUUUUAAGAUUACUAAAACCAGAGAACAAGUAGUUGAAGCCUUCAAAGACUUCACCAGUAAUUUCCCUAAUGCUGCGCCCAGAUACUUGGAAAGGCUACGGAAUAUCCGGGCGACGCUUAACGAAUCCCACUUCUUCCGAACGCACGAGCUCAUCGGCAGUUCACUGUUGUUCGUCCACGACAAACGAAGAGCCUCCAUCUGGAUGAUCGACUUCGCCAAGACUGUUCCCGUCCCUGACAAUGUCAAUAUCGACCACAAUUCCGCGUGGAAAGUCGGCAACCACGAAGACGGGUACCUUAUCGGGUUAGAUAAUUUGAUUUCCAUCUUCGAAACCCUCGUUAAAGACGAUAAUGGUAACAUAGAAGUAAAUAGAAUAGAAAGCGUACGACAUGAUAACUUUGACACCUGAAAUACCUGGUGUUGAGAGAUCACUCUCAUGAGACCUGAUUCGGUUAACAUUGAUGUGUCGGACGCUUUGAACUGCAGACUUGAGAAGAACCUAAGUUUAAGACGACGUACCUACCUAUAAUGUUAUUGUAAAUAAUCAUAGUAUUAUAAAAUACUUCGUAUUAUUGUUAAGGUUUAAAAUACUCAUAAUUAGUGUAGGUCUAAACCACCAAUAUUGUUAAUUUUUCUGCAAUUUUUGCUCUCGGUGAUUUUAAUGUGAAUUAAUGCAAACAAAUGCUUGUAAUUUUGUUGACACAUGCUUUUCUAAAAUGACGUAAGGUUUUGGAAUAUGUUUUUCUUUGUUAUUGACUUGACGAACCGUUUGUAAAUGGGUGAAAUUAUUAAUGUAUUUAUUCUGUUGUACAUACACUAUAUUAGUGUAAAGAUGAGACGAAUGCAGAAAGUACGAGUAUAUAAGACUAUAUAUACGUAUCUGGAGGUACUAAAUAAAAUUAAUUAUCACAUGAAUG
Manduca sexta (tobacco hornworm) is the source of this 2494-nucleotide messenger RNA. RefSeq names its product inositol-trisphosphate 3-kinase A (gene IP3K2). Gene Ontology annotation, biological process: inositol phosphate biosynthetic process. Gene Ontology annotation, cellular component: nucleus; cytoplasm. NCBI's taxonomy places the organism in Eukaryota, Metazoa, Arthropoda, Insecta, Lepidoptera, Sphingidae. The transcript has 8 exons. Bases 304 to 1986 code for a protein of 560 amino acids. The record is from RefSeq and is a predicted model, not a curated record. Gene Ontology annotation, molecular function: inositol tetrakisphosphate kinase activity; inositol-1,4,5-trisphosphate 3-kinase activity.